GUAUCCCAAUCCUUCUCAAAUACUAGUAAUUGCCCAGGUGGUGCUCUAUGGGAGCUCCCCCGACGUGGCAUAGCAACAGCGUGGCACGAACUCAAGGAUCUUGUAGGGCAGGCUUCACCAUGCCUGUCCCGUUCCUGAUGUCCUUAGCGUCCAUCGCAGGAUCCUGGUUGCGGCUGAUGAUUGCAACACUGAAGGAUCACUGUACGACGACCUUGCCUCCUGCAUCCCGCGAGAUGUUGAGCAUAGAGGAAGCUCCUAUGCUAAGGCAUGUAAGGAAUUAGCUAUGUUGUCCAGCUUGAUACAGAGCAGGGAGGGCCUUCUCCCGUCUAUACUUCUUGCUCCAUCAUCAUCUUCGUCUUCGUUCAGCCCACCAUGUCUUUGAAAGAGGCACUGCAGGGCAUGUCUAUUGACACCAAGACUCGACGCUUCUCGACGAGCAAGCCCCCGGCGGAUCAAGAACUCAACUCUGCAAUCCAUUUGCAGUUCCGUCAAGCUCACGAAGGACACAAACCCCAUGCUGGUCUCGACGCCUCACAAGCAUCCACAGGUGUAGUCUGGACUUCUGAACAGGCUUACAAGCACGGCUACCUCGAUGCACCGCACGAGUGGGCUAAUCUCGGACAAGGAGCUCCUGAGGUCGAAGAUGACAUUGAGGGUUGUUUCGAGCGACCUCACACGAUCGAUGUGUCGAUGACUGGCCGUGAAUAUGGCCCGACCGCAGGCAUCAAGCCCCUUCGUGAGGCAGUCGCCAACCUCUACAACGAGCACCACCGAAAGUACAAACGAAGCAAGUACACCUGGGAGAAUGUCUGUAUCGUCCCAGGUGGACGCGCAGGUCUCAUCCGUAUCGCUGCUGUCCUCGGCAACGCUUAUCUCGGCUUUUUCAUCCCGGACUACACUGCAUACUCGCAGUUGCUCUCAUUGUUCAAGAAUUUUGCAGCCAUUCCCAUCCCACUGGCUCAAAGCGAUAACUACCACUUCCACAGUGAAAAAAUCGAGGAAGAAAUUGCUCGUGGUACUUCGGUCAUCCUGACCUCCAACCCUCGUAACCCGACGGGUAAGAUGGUCAGCAACCCCGACCUGGCCCACAUUCAAGACAUCUGCCGAGACCGAGCAACCCUGAUUAUGGACGAGUUUUACGGCGGAUACAACUACACAACAGACUGCGAUGGCACUGUCAUCAGCGCGGCCGACAACAUUGAGGAUGUAGACGAGGACGACGUCCUCAUAAUCGACGGUCUUACCAAGCGAUUCCGUCUCCCUGGGUGGCGAGUUGCGUGGGUCGUCGGACCAAAGGAGUUCGUCAAGGCUCUCGGAUCAUGUGGUUCCUACCUUGACGGUGGCACCAACGUUCCCUUCCAGGAGGCUGCUAUUCCAAUGUUGGAGCCGACACGUGUCCGAAAUGAGAUGAAAGCCUUGCAAACACAUUUCAAGAUGAAGCGUGAUUACGUCCUAGACCGCCUGGAGGGAAUGGGCUUCAAGCUGCAAUUCCGCCCCGAUUCUACCUUCUACGUCUGGGUCGAUCUCGAACCUCUCCCCAAGGAGAUCAACGAUGGUCUCAACUUCUUCCAAGCUUGCCUCAAGGAGAAGGUCAUCGUCGUUCCUGGUAUCUUCUUCGACCUAAACCCAAGCCACCGGCGCGACCUGUUUGACAGUCCUUGUCAUCACUUCAUCCGUUUGUCGUACGGUCCCAAGCUGGAGGUGUUGAAGCAGGGUCUCGACGGCUUCGAGCGUGUCCUCAAAAAAUACAACUAUACACCCAAGAAGUGAUCUGCAAAUGAGUGGCCAGGGAUAUGCGCUAGAACGUUGAACCGCUCGGAAUACCAAUGUGUUUCGAUAGUCUCUGAAACAGUGAUCGAAGUCUGAUUUACUCCAGAUCUGUGGCGUGAUGUCCACUCGUGAUCAUGCAGUGCUAUAGGCGAGUGGAGUGAUGAUAUGCACCUGAGCAGUGUG
Molecule: messenger RNA, 1953 nt
Organism: Dissoconium aciculare CBS 342.82
Lineage: Eukaryota; Fungi; Ascomycota; Dothideomycetes; Mycosphaerellales; Dissoconiaceae
Product: PLP-dependent transferase
Exons: 9
Coding region: 373-1770 (465 amino acids)
Biological process (GO): biosynthetic process
Molecular function (GO): pyridoxal phosphate binding
Source: RefSeq, a predicted model, not a curated record